Molecule: messenger RNA, 1809 nt
Organism: Triplophysa dalaica
Lineage: Eukaryota; Metazoa; Chordata; Actinopteri; Cypriniformes; Nemacheilidae
Gene: lactbl1b
Product: lactamase, beta-like 1b
Exons: 7
Coding region: 1-1809 (602 amino acids)
Source: RefSeq, a predicted model, not a curated record
AUGGGGGGGUUUGGGAGCAAGGUUGUCAAGACAGAGACUCCUGUGGAUGGAGUCCAGCCCCAGCCUAGCCCGGCACUUGCCAUAGAUGGACUGACCAAAACUAGCAAGAUGAAGGUGAAGUGGAGUCAACUGGGCCUGAUCUUUUUCUUGCUGUUAUCUGUCAUUAUGACAUCUUGCUUCAUCUGGCAGUACCAACUGCCCAAACUAGAACCAGAUGGAAAUCUUGAUGGAAAUUCCAGAUCUGUGCGAAUGUGCCCUCGCUUUCCCGAGCCCACCACUCUGGAACACCCCAUUCCUACUUUGAAAGAGGCACUUGAAAAGGUUGACUUUGUGUUGCGCAACAGCAUCAACCCUAUCAGCCUGCCCACGUUGUCAGCUAUUGUCAUUUAUAAUGACACGGUACUGUGGACUGGAAACUUCGGCAAGAGAAAUGGGAGCGAUCCAAACUCUCCACCACCAAAUGAGUACACCAUCUACAGAAUUGCUAGUCUAUCCAAGCUGUUUCCCACUUUGAUGCUAUAUCGAUUAUGGGAGGAUGGUAAGGUGGGCUCUCUGGAUGACCCACUCGAAAAAUAUGUGGACAUUUUCACCAUUAAGAACCCCCUGGGCAAAAGCAAAGACUCCGAACUGAAAUAUGUCACUGAUGGCCUUAUCUUUUUGGACAGCGGUGAGGUUCAAAUUCGAUCGUCCUCCGUAACACUAAGAAGAAUGGCCAGCCAGCUUUCUGGUCUGCCUCGAAGGCUUCGUGCAACUAACUUGUUAUGGAAAGGAAAGACCCAAACUGCUGUCAGUCUCCUGCAAGAUGAUGUGCUUGUUGCAGAUCCAGGAACUAAAUGUCACUACAGCAAUCUGGCGUUCUCUUUACUGGCCCACGUACUGGCUGAAAAAGUAGUUGGUGUAAACUACCAGCGAUGGAUCGCUGAGAACAUUCUGGGCAGGCUGGGAAUGGAGGACACUGGUUUUGACAUCAACCCUGGUAUCCAGAGUCAAAUGGCCGUGGGGGUCUACUCCAGUGGUGCGACGGCACCUCUGUAUGACCUGGGUUGGUACCGUCCAUCGGGCCAAAUGUAUUCCACGGCUGCCGACAUGGCUAAAUUAGCCAUGGUGUUGCUGGGUGCCUAUCACCGAAAGCUGCUGGAACCAGACACUCUCAAAAUCAUGCUUACUCCUCUUUUCCGCUGCGAUAAAGACUACUUUGCCAACCGGACCGGAACUCCAUGGGAGGUAAACGAACAGCUGGGAUAUGAAGUGCUCCGCAAAGAUGGAGAUCUAGACGGAUACUCCGCAACGUUCUCUUUGGUCCCUCGGCUCAAGCUAGGCUUGGUGGUGCUAAUGGCAGGCACGAGGCCACAGAACCAAGACGUUGUGUCGAAGGCUUACUCGUAUAUAAUUCCAGCCAUGGAGAGAGCUUUCAGGGAAGCCAGGCGUGUUUUGAAUCCACCACCCAACCCCGCACCAUACGUGGGCUUUUACACCUACGGCAACAUCACUUUUUACGAGAUUAAAGCAGGGCCAGAUGGCGUCUUGAUCAUGCAGCAGUUUGGACCGCAAAUAGAAGAUCUCAUCCCCGAGCGUUAUCGGACCAUAAAAUUGAAUUACCUCGUGGACCGGGUUUUCAGAGUCGUGUUUGAGAAAGAAUACCCCUGUGUGUUACGUGUCAACACCGCAUCGGUGUCGCUUGAAGCUCAGGAUGGGCAGCUUUUUAAUUUCUACGUCUUUGACAAGAAUGGGCUUUCUCCAGGAUUUGAUGCUCCUGGGCUUAACACGUAUAAUGUGGUUCGAAUAGCUCGCAGACCCACAUUCUCCUAA